This is a messenger RNA of Cooperia oncophora, 480 nucleotides long. The record is from the annotation of a GenBank genome assembly. Lineage: Eukaryota; Metazoa; Nematoda; Chromadorea; Rhabditida; Trichostrongylidae.
AUGAAAGUUCGGAUAGACGAUCAUCCAUACGCCCGUAUCCAGGACUACUUCGAUCAAGUCGCUGAUAAGAUCAAAGCUGUCAAGGAUCGCGGUGGUAAAACGCUGGUUCAUUGUAUGGCUGGUGUGUCCCGUUCUGCGUCUCUCGUGAUGAUCUACCUCGUAAAACAUGAACGUAUGACGUUACGACAAGCAUAUCACUAUGUACGAUCGGCACGGCCGGUAAUACGACCAAAUGUGGGCUUCUGGAAACAGAUGGUCGACUUUGAAAGGAGACUUCGAGGUGUUGCCUCGGUUACGAUGGUGAUGACGAAUCAGUGCGAUCUGCCAAUUCCUGACAUCUACGUUGAUGAUCUGAAAAGAGCUCAAGAACGUGAACAACUUCAGAAAUCCACUACCACCAGCAACGGAAGCUCAUCGUUGAUUCGACCGCCCGUGCCGGUGUUGUCGUCAACGAAACGCCGUGGAUAUUCAGCCAGGUGA